Salvelinus fontinalis (brook trout) is the source of this 3369-nucleotide messenger RNA. Its product is annotated as protocadherin gamma-A11-like. Bases 228 to 2678 code for a protein of 816 amino acids. NCBI's taxonomy places the organism in Eukaryota, Metazoa, Chordata, Actinopteri, Salmoniformes, Salmonidae. Gene Ontology annotation, cellular component: plasma membrane. Gene Ontology annotation, biological process: homophilic cell-cell adhesion. Gene Ontology annotation, molecular function: calcium ion binding. The record is from RefSeq and is a predicted model, not a curated record. The transcript has a single exon.
GUGUCGCUGUUCACCAGCUGUGUUUGGAUAUAUCCAGUUCUCCACCCACUGCUGUUGUAACAAGACUCGGGUGUUCGGAUGUCAUUCUGCAGAAAAUAUUGGACGCGGUCAGAUUGCUUGAACAUUUUGAGGAUAUUAUUUUCAUCAAGCUGAACCUUUUUGUGGAAUACUAUUUGUUCACAUUGUAUUAUCAAGUCUAUAUUGUGUUUUGACGUUUUAAUCCCAGGAUGGGGCACAAAGGAAUCUCGGUGACAGGCCUGGUCUGCUACGUUGCUUUCUUUCUUCUACCGCUGCACUCCGCCAAUGGAGACGUGAGCUAUUCUUUUCCGGAGGAGAUUAAACGCGGAUCUGUUAUUGGAAAUAUAGCCAAGGAUCUCGGGCUGGAGGCGAGCAGACUUUCCGCUCGUAAGGCCCGUGUUGAUACCGAUGGGAACCACGAACGGUAUUGUGACAUUAAUCUAAGUACGGGAGAUUUGACUAUAGCUGAAAGGAUUGACAGAGAUGGGCUUUGUGGCAAGAAGGUUUCGUGUGUUUUAAAACAGGAACUUGUGCUUGAAGAUCCGUUGGAGCUUCACCGUAUUAGUCUUCAUGUCCAAGAUAUAAAUGAUAAUUCCCCACAGUUUAAAAGGGAUGUAAUCAAAAUGGAAAUGAGUGAAUCAGCAGUCAAAGGCGUUCGUUUUUCUCUAGAUGAGGCCCAUGACGCUGAUAUAGGACAGAAUACGGUUCAGAGCUAUACACUACAAAGAAAUGAACAUUUUAUUUUGAAUGUCAAAACCAAAAGUGGUGGACGCAAAUACAGCGAGUUAGUGUUAGACAGGGAGCUAGACCGCGAGGGGCACCAUGAAAUCAAGUUAUUACUGACAGCGAUGGACGGGGGCACUCCGCAGAGAUCAGGUACUGUAGUCAUACACGUCACUGUACUGGAUGCUAACGAUAACGCCCCAGUGUUUAGCCAGGCCGUCUAUAAAGCCAGUCUGCCUGAAAACCCUCCUUUAGAUACUGUAGUGGUUACAGUGAGUGCUACGGAUGCAGAUGAGGGAGUGAAUGGGGAAGUUACUUAUGAAUUUGAUGACGUUUCAGAUGAAAAUAGCAAUGUAUUUUCUCUUGAUCAUGAGACUGGAAAAAUUACAGUUGUUGGUCCAAUAGAUUAUGAAAAGGAGUCUUCAUAUGAAAUGCAGAUCAGCGCAAAGGACGGUUUAGGGUUAGCAUCCUACUCUACAUUGAUAAUAGAAAUCACAGAUGUUAAUGACAACGCCCCUGUGAUUUAUCUACAGUCUCUGACUAACCCCAUACCUGAGAACGCGUCUCCUGGUACAGAGGUGGGCAUCAUUAACGUGCAGGAUAGAGACUCUGAGAAUUACCGACAGGUCCGCUGCUCCAUUCAGCAAAACGUUCCUUUUAAGCUGGUGCCAUCCAUCAAAAACUACUAUUCUCUGGUGACCACGGGCGAACUGGACCGUGAACUAGUGUCUGAUUACAACAUUACAAUCACUGCCACCGACGAGGGCUCUCCACCUCUGUCCUCCUCUAAAAGUGUUCAGUUAUCUGUAGCUGACGUCAACGACAACCCACCUGUGUUUGAGGAACAGUCCUAUAAAGCCCAUCUGACUGAAAACAACAAACCCGGUUCCUCCGUGUGUUCCAUUACUGCACGAGACCCAGACUGGAGACAGAACGGAACAGUGAUUUAUUCUCUCUUACCUGGUGAGGUGAACGGUGUCCAAGUGUCCUCGUUUUUAUCCGUUAACGGAGACACGGGGGUGAUCCACGCUGUGAGGUCGUUUGAUUAUGAGCAGUUCAGGAGCGUUAAGGUCUACGUGGUGGCCAGAGACAACGGUUCUCCUCCGCUCAGCAGCAACGUCACGGUCAGUGUGUUCAUAACGGAUGUGAAUGACAACUCUCCUCAGAUACUAUACCCCGCCCCGGAGGGAAACUCCUUCAUGACGGAGCUGGUACCCAAAGCUGCGCACGGGGGCUCUCUGGUUUCCAAGGUGAUUGCGGUGGAUGCGGACUCCGGGCAGAACGCCUGGCUGUCCUAUCAUAUAGUCAAAUCCACUGAUCCGGGACUUUUCACUAUUGGUUUCCACAGCGGAGAGAUCAGGACACAGCGGGACAUUUCUGAAUCUGACAGCAUGAAACAGAACCUCAUUGUGUCAGUGAAAGAUAACGGACAGCCCUCUCUCUCUGCCACCUGUAGCAUGUAUUUGGUGAUUUCUGAUAACUUGGCUGAAGUGCCAGAACUGAAAGAUGUCUCUUAUGAUGAGAGCAAUUCCAAACUCACCUCUUAUCUGAUCAUCGCGCUGGUGUCCGUGUCCACCUUUUUCCUCACCUUCAUCAUUGUCAUCCUGGCCGUGAGGUUUUGCCGCAGGAAAAAGCCCAGACUGUUGUUUGACGGAGCGGUCGCCAUCCCCAGCGCGUAUCUCCCUCCCAACUACGCAGAGGGGGAUGGAGUGGGAACUCUCCGCAGCACUUACAAUUAUGACGCAUACCUGACGACGGGUUCGCGCACAAGUGACUUCAAGUUCCUCACAUCUUACAACGACAACACACUGCCCGCGGACCAGAAUCUGAGAAAAACUCCAAAUGACUUUACUGAAGAACUUGACGACUCCGAAGGGUCCCAAGAGGUAGGACGUUAUUGUAAACAAAAAUAUACCUUUGGUUUUAUGUUUUAUUAAAUUGAGGCUAAACUUUUCCAUACAUGUUCAGGUGUCAUGCUUAGCAAAAUAAUAACAUUCUCAAUUAGAGCAAGAUCCUUUGUCCUAUAGAAAAUCACACUUUUCACAGUAAUACAUUCUUUUUCCAAUGUUUGUCUACAUUGUCAGUCUGUAUUUGCAACAGAAAGAGACAACAGAAAUUGUUAAAUGUGUUUUACAGAAUAGCUUACAGUCUAUAGAUUUCACUCCAUUAUGGGUAAAAUGCUGAAAAAUGCUUUUAUUCAUUGUAAUUGGAAGCCUCCUGUAAAAAUGAUUGCAUUAUACUCCAUUUUUUUACAGUAAUAAUUUAUGCCUACUGUAGAUUACAAUUUUCAGUUUCAGGCACCAAACUCAUGCGGUGGGUAAGACACAUGAGGUUCAGACUAUUAAUUCCUUACCCUGAAUAGAUUUGCCCCUGAUCAUAGAUCUAAGAUUGUACCCAAUCCCAAUGUUAACUCCAUCUCCUUCUCUCUCUCUCGUUGUCUCUCUCUCUCCCAACACCUACCAACACAAACCAGCACAUAACAUACUGUAGGUUUUGAAUUAGUGUUGUAAUUAUGCUUUUCUUUGGUUACAUACAUAGUUUUAUUGUAUAAUACUGUAAAAACAACAAACAGCAAUUUACUGUAUUACCUAUUUAUAGCCAUAAAUAUGAUGCCCUCUGGGUGAUAUU